CCCCCCUUCAUCUUGCUGCCAAUAAGGGCCAUCUUUCUGUGGUCCAGAUCUUGCUGAAGGCUGGCUGUGACCUCGAUGUCCAGGAUGAUAUACAUUCCUAAUGUCAUGGUAAGGACAGAGAAUUAGUUGAAGAAUGACCUCCAGUGGCCUGGAAUGGGAUUAUUAUGAAUUUCCACCUGUGGAAACCAGUUCUUUAGAAUAUGCAACUCCAGGAGAAAAUUCCCUCUUGCUUCCGGCCAAUCCUGUCAACUCACACUGGAGCUCUAAUGCCAUCUCUGAUUGGUCAAUGAGCAACCACACGGCCCCCGCCUCAGAAAUAGUCCAGGACCCUGUGGCCAACAUAAAAGCCACGAAGGAAGAAAAAAAUAAGAAAAACCAGAGAAGAAAGGCUAGGAAGAACCCUAGAAGAUCAGAGAGAGAAAAAGAGGGGGAUCAGACUGCCUUGCACCGGGCCACAGUGGUGGGGAACACGGACGUCAUCGCGGCGCUCAUCCAGGAAGGCUGUGCUCUGGACCGCCAAGACAAGGACGGGAAUACGGCCCUACACGAAGCAUCCUGGCACGGUUUUAGCCAGUCAGCCAAACUGCUCGUUAAAGCAGGAGCCAACGUGCUUGCCAAGAACAAGGCGGGAAACACCGCUCUGCACCUGGCCUGCCAGAACAGCCACUCCCAGAGCACACGCGUCCUCCUGCUGGGCGGGUCCCGUGCCGACCUCAAAAAUAAUGCAGGCGACACCUGUUUGCACGUUGCUGCACGCUAUAAUCACUUGUCCAUCAUUAAGCUCCUCCUCAGUGCUUUCUGUUCUGUCCAUGAAAAGAACCAGGCUGGAGACACAGCACUUCAUGUUGCUGCUGCCCUAAAUCACAAGAAGGUGGUUAAAAUCUUACUGGAAGCUGGAGCAGAUGGGACCAUUGUUAAUAAUGCAGGCCAGACUCCACUGGAGACUGCGCGCUACCACAAUAAUCCGGAAGUUGCUCUUCUCCUCACUAAAGCUCCCCAGGUCUUGCGCUUCAGUCGUGGGCGAAGCCUGAGGAAAAAGAGAGAGAGGCUCAAGGAAGAGAGGAGAGCUCAGUCUGUGCCAAGAGAUGAGGUGGCACAAAGCAAGGGAAGUGUCUCAGCAGGAGACACCCCCAGCAGCGAACAUGCUGUACCCAGAAAAGAAGAGGCCAGAGAAGAUUUCCUGUCUGCCUCCCCAGAGCCCAGAGCAAAGGACAAUCGGCAGAGAAAGUCAAGGCCCAAGGUGUCUGCGUUUUCUGACCCCACCCCACCAGCAGACCAGCAGCCUGGACACCAGAAGAGUGCGCAUGCUCAUAAUCCUCCUAGAAAGAGGCCCCGGCACCGAUGCUCCCCCCCACCCCCUCCCCAUGAGUUCAGAGCCUACCAGCUCUACACGCUGUACCGGGGCAAGGAUGGGAAAGUGAUGCAGGCACCGAUCAAUGGUUGUCGAUGUGAACCCCUAAUCAACAAGCUGGAGAACCAGCUGGAGGCAGCUGUGGAGGAGAUCAGAGCAGAGCUGGGGUCGGUGCAGGAUAAAAUGAACACAAAGCUGGGACACAUGGAGGGCAAGACCCAGCACCAGAUGCGUGUUUUGGACAAGCUGAUGGUGGAGCGGCUCUCAGCCGAGAGAACCGAGUGCCUGAACCGCCUGCAGCAGCACUCCGACACCGAGAAGCAUGAGGGAGAGAAACGACAGACAUCACUGGUGGAUGAAUUAAAAACCUGGUGCAUGCUAAAGAUUCAGAAUCUGGAGCUGAAGCUUUCUGGAGAUUCUAGGGCCUCUAGGACCAAAUCCACACCAUCUACUUGCGAGUCCUCUACAGGUGUGGAUCAGUCAGUGGUCACUGCAGGUCCAGUAGCAGCUUCUGACAGUUCUCCUCAGGUGGUGAGGCCCAAGGAAAAGGCCUUCAACUCCACCGCUACCCACCGACUACAGCAGGAGCUGUCUUCCUCAGACUGUACAGGCUCUCGACUGCGGAAUGUCAAGGUCCAGACCGCCUUGCUACCCUUGAAAGAGGCAGCCAGAUAUGAUCAGCAGGCUGGGCCCUGUGUUGACAGAGGCACCCAAACCAAGAAGUCUGGGAGAAGUGGGCAGACAAGGCAUCGGACCCAGCACCCAGCACCCAGCAACCCCUGUGGGCUGCCCCCACCAGCAGCAGGCAGUGAGCAGACCGCCCCUCACAUUCGAGAUACCUCCCAAGCUCUGGAGAUCACCCAGUAUUUUUUUGAGGCCGUUUCUACCCAGAUGGAAAAGUGGUAUGAAAGGAAGAUUGAGGAAGCACGAAGCCAAGCCAGUCAGAAGGCCCAGCAAGACAAGGCCACCCUGAAGGAACAUAUUAAAAGUUUAGAAGAAGAACUUGCUAAACUAAGGACGAAGGUGCAGAAGGAAAAUUAGGACCUGGGGAGCAGCACAAGAAGGGAUUCCUGGCUUUGCAGCUCCAGAAGAGCUACGGCCAACAUAUCCGUUAUCGUGCACAUGGCGGACUUGCCUUUCAAAAAACAGUUGAAUUUCUGAAAUGUGCCAGACCCGUGCUUCCCGUGCUCUGAAGUUAUGACAACUUCAGCAGUGAGACUGAAACCAGGGGACACUUGCUUAGUUGCAGGUUUCAUUACAAAUUCAUAACCUCAGACCAGGGUCAUCUGAGGUUCAAAAGCUCAGAUUAGGUGAGCCACGCUAAGCAACUAUAUGAUGCGUCGAGCCUAAACCCUAAAAUUCAGGAUGUAUGAAAUAAUAUAAGUCAAAAGGAAGAAGAAAAGCAAAUCCCUUGUGAACGCCAGUGGCCGUUCAUGUGGUGCACACUGGCUGGGCCCAGAAAAGAGUAUCUUUCUGUAAGAACUGUGGCUGAGAUGCACACAUCCCCUCUCAAAUUCCUACUUCUCAAAAUGCUGACCUUUUAACUAGAUGAAAACUUAUCAAAUAGAUUUGGAGGAGAAAAAGAUUUUCAUGAUGUCACUUGAUCCAGUAUAUCUUAAAAGAUUUUGCAGAGUUGGUGUGUACUUAAAAUAAUGAGGAAUUGGCUAAUAGCACUGGGAACGUUUGUUAAUAAACUCAAAUGAGAAACAUUCAAA
Messenger RNA from Mustela erminea (ermine), 3066 nucleotides. RefSeq names its product ankyrin repeat domain 6 (gene ANKRD6). Lineage: Eukaryota; Metazoa; Chordata; Mammalia; Carnivora; Mustelidae. The coding region runs from base 134 to 2392 and encodes 752 amino acids. Gene Ontology annotation, molecular function: protein binding. Gene Ontology annotation, cellular component: cytoplasm; nucleus. The transcript has 15 exons. The record is from RefSeq and is a predicted model, not a curated record.